AUGAUCAAUUCCACUUCACUAGUCGAGCUGACUUUAGUCACACCGGGUCUCGCUUCCCCUCCCUGGUCCCUUAUCCUGGAGCGACUCGCGAUCCCUACCCUCCGCAUCCUACGAAUCGAGGGUGAACUUACUCACCUUGCCCUCGAUCGUUUCUUGCAGCGCCAUCGCGGACUAGAGGAACUUCAUAUAGGAUAUCAUUCAGAUUACGGCCGUGUAGCCCGUCGACGAACCCCUCCUUCAGAUCUAUCUCAUCUGCGGGUUCUCGCAGCGCCGACCAUGUACCUUCUCCACAUACUAGGCGACGAGCGCACGAGCACCGCCACUCUGGAGAGAUUGACGAUUCUCCCUAGUCUCCACUGUGAGAAGACCGCCGAGUUCGUUUGCAGCCUCUCCAAGGUGCUCACGCUCGUCUCCGAGCUUGAGGAGCUGUACUGGCUCAAUUGCACGUUUCCUCCUUUCAUGGCAGCGGGCGUUGACGAAAUACCGAACGGUAUCAUCGGACUUCCGCUAUCGGAUGUUCUACUUCCUAACGUGAAGUACGUUGUGUUGGAACAAGCAUCGAGCGAGAAUAAAUGGGAUUCCUUCAGUGCGUUGCUCUUGAUAAGUCGGCCAUUAUGGAUUGGCGUAGUCCGAUAG
This is a messenger RNA of Laetiporus sulphureus 93-53, 636 nucleotides long. RefSeq lists its product as uncharacterized. The record is from RefSeq and is a predicted model, not a curated record. The transcript has a single exon. Bases 1 to 636 code for a protein of 211 amino acids. Lineage: Eukaryota; Fungi; Basidiomycota; Agaricomycetes; Polyporales; Laetiporaceae.